Molecule: messenger RNA, 3003 nt
Organism: Anoplopoma fimbria (sablefish)
Lineage: Eukaryota; Metazoa; Chordata; Actinopteri; Perciformes; Anoplopomatidae
Gene: rbck1
Product: RanBP-type and C3HC4-type zinc finger containing 1
Exons: 13
Coding region: 168-1721 (517 amino acids)
Biological process (GO): proteasome-mediated ubiquitin-dependent protein catabolic process; protein linear polyubiquitination; positive regulation of canonical NF-kappaB signal transduction
Cellular component (GO): LUBAC complex
Molecular function (GO): ubiquitin-protein transferase activity; ubiquitin binding
Source: RefSeq, a predicted model, not a curated record
GAGAAGUCAGAGCUGUUCACCGAUACCAAGUUGUUUAGUCUUCAUCUGUCUGUGGAUUCUCCUCCAGUUGCACCUGUAAAGUUCCCUUCUUACCUUUAAGUCGACUUGAGGAAGUGAGUGUCUGAUGCGGACAGAGCUGCGACAACACGAGCAGAUAAGGUGUGAUCAUGGCCUCUGAAGUUACACCGAGAGUCGAUCUGAAUGAGGCGGAAGAACUGUCCCUCUCCCUGAGCGAAGCCCUCAGCAGUGGGGACGAACAGGAAGCUGUCCAACUUUGUCAGCGACUGUCCAAACUCUCUGUCCCAGUGUCCGUCCGCGUCAACAGUCAGGCCUACCCUCAGGAAUCCAUAAGGUUGCGGGUUGGAGUGGAGGAUGCUCAGUCAGAUGCCGGCAUCCCAGUGACUGUUUCGGCUUCUCCCGACAUGACAAUUGCACAACUUAAAGACAAGAUAAGCCAUGACUUUGGUUUCGCCCCCCCUCUGCAGCGCUGGGUGAUCGGGAAGCGGUUGGCUAAAGACGGUGAGACGUUGUACAGCCACGGUGUCCGUUCAGACGGAGACCAGGCCUUCCUGUUCAUCCUCUCUGCCCAUGCUGCUCGUUUCACACUGCACCAACACAAGCAGGACCAGGAUCAGCAACGCCUAGAUGGCAUCAUGGAGUCGAUGCAACUUCUUCCCAGAGGGCUGGGCAGAGGUGGUGGUGGCGUGAAGACAGCUGCUCCUCCCAAGCGUCCAUACAUUCCUCCUCCUCCUCCUCCUAAACCUGCGGUGCCUCCUAAACCUCAGGUGGGCUGGGCCUGCCCUAAGUGUACGUUCUUCAACAAACCGACGCGUCCUGGCUGUGAGAUGUGUGGAGAAGAUCGGCCAGAGGACUACCAGGUGCCCGACAUCUACCAGCCGGACCAGCAGGAGGUUCUUCGAAUUCAGCAGGAAGGGCUGGCCAUGUUGCAGUACGAACAGGCUCAGCAGGAGGAACGAGACAGGAAUUUCCUGAAUUUGUUGGCAACGGAAGACCAGAACCUUAUCCCCAACGCCACCGAGGCCGACUGUCCUAUCUGCUUCUCUCACCUAGAGGAAGAGGAGGGCGUCGUGCUCAGAGAGUGUCUACACACCUUCUGCAGGGAUUGUCUAAAAGCGACAAUAGUGAACAGUCAUGAUGCUGAGGUGCCCUGUCCUGAGAAUUGUGAAAGCAAGCUGCUGGACCGAGAGAUCCAAGCGCUGCUCACAGAAGAGGAGCACCAGCGCUUUCUGGAGUUGCGUCUGAGCAUCGCAGAAAGCCGCUCAGAGCACAGCUUCCACUGUCAGACGCCCAACUGUCGAGGGUGGUGCAUCUACGAGGACGAAGUCAACGAGUUCAACUGUGAACUCUGCAAAGAAACCAACUGCAUUCUCUGCAGGGCCAUCCAUCCAGGCAUGAAUUGCAAAGACUACCAGGAUGACCUGCGCAUCCGAGCAGAGAACGACCAGGCGGCUCAGCAAACUAAGCAGAUGCUGGAGAGCAUGCUACAGAACGGGGAGGCCAUGAAAUGUCCACGGUGUGACAUCGUCGUCCAGAAGAAAGAUGGCUGUGAUUGGAUCUGCUGUUUGAUGUGCAAGACAGAAAUCUGCUGGGUCACCAAACAAGCUCGCUGGGGACCAAAUGGCAACGGCGACACAUCUGGGGGCUGUAAAUGCCGAGUCAAUAAUCAGCCUUGCCAUCCCAACUGCCAAAAUUGCCACUGAGGGAAGCACACUAAUGAAAACGCAGAAGAAACGCAGAUUUCACCCGAUGCUACGGCUGAUAACUUAAUGCUGGCUGCAUGAAUGUGUUCAAGACUGUGUAAAGGCGUUGUCUUGUCAUUCAGGGAUAACUUUCUUUAUUGUGCGGUAUAAAUAUGCAAUGCAAAUGCUACAUACAAGCAAUACAAACUUAAAGCUAUAUCUUCUACAUCUCCAUCGCUAAGGUUUCUGUCAGUGUGAGAUUACUGGGAUCUUCUGAUAAAAUAAUACUUAUACUGUUGUAUAAAUGAAUGCUUAAUAUACAUGUUGACUUCUAGCUUCUGCUUUUAUCACAAAAAGUUUGAUGAGCCAGCAAUCAUGUUGCUACCAGUUUAAUUCUAAACUUUGAUUGGAUUAAAGUGACAACUUUGUUUUAUGCUUUUUAGACAAAAAUGCAAAACAAAAAAGCCUAAUACUCAAAUUCAGUAUAUAAAAAUGUCCCCAAACAGCUACAAAUCCAUCAACAAAUAAUGAAUGUUAUUUUGUCCUGUGUUAAGUAUGGUUACAACUAAUUAACUACAACUAACAAUAAUGUUCAUUCAUGAAUAAUUUGAUUAUUUUUUGCAACUCAUCAUUCAGUCAACACCAGAUCUACAGAAGAGUGUUAAGAUUGCUGGAUACAAAAAUAAUACCUUCUAAAGUAUAUCGGUGAAAGUUAUUUUUGGUGUAUAUUUUGGUGUAUAUUUGCUGUUUUUACUUGAAAAGUGACUAAAAUAUGAAUUUGUUAUCAUGUACUUUGUCGACUAAUCAGACUUUGGUGAAGGAUGUUGUUUACAUUGAAUGAAUGUGUUCAUGUUGCAAAACAAGCUGCUCUGACGCACUUGAUAUAACUUUUAAUUACAUUUGUUACAUACACAGAGGUAUAUACAUAUAUAUAUAUAUUUGACCUGUGCAUUUAACCCAUCCUAAGUAUUUAGGAGCAGUAGGCUGCAGUAAAGCGCCCGGGGAGCAAGCUUCGGGUUCAGUGUCUCGCUCAAGGACACUUAGACACACAGACAAUAGGGGCCAGGGAUCAAACUGCCAACCUUGUGGUUAAAUCAAUACCCGCUCUACCGAAUGAGCUACAACAGCCGUUGACAUUGAAGUAUCAGUUUGGACAAAAUAAUGAUGCUGUAAUUUUAUCAGGUAUUCAGGACUUCUGCUGGAGUACUUACGUGUUGUUUAUGUCUUGUAUCCAUGAAGUUUUUCUGGCUUCACUUUCAUGUUUUUUGAAGGUGACAGGCCUCAACUCUAAUAAACCAGAACC